AUGGCCCAGACUCAGAGGCUGAAGUCUGGAGGCCGAUUCCGAGCGUCCGCUCCCCGGGGAUCUGUUUUGACCGCUUCAGGCGCCUUAACUCGACCAUCCUCGCUACAGCUCUCUAUGCGUUUCACCGAGCGGGGAGGUGAAGGGUCGCGCCCAUCGGGGGUCCGCCGGCUCGGAGGCACAGCACUCCAGGGUCCAAUCACACCUGGGGGCACACCGCUCGACCGCUCGGGGGCGCACCGCUCUGGGGCCGCCUCCCUCAGGUCGCAUCAUCGCUCGGGGCGUAGAGCUGCUGAGAAGGGCACACCGACCCAAGGACGCAUCUGCGGCCUGAAGCUGCCCUCAGGUUCAUACAGCACAGGUUGGCCUGCUGAGCAGGAACUUGAGUCAGUUCUGGGCCCAGAAAGCCCAGAAGCCGGGAAUGACACCAUCAGCUUUUGCAAUCUCCUGUUGCACAUCUUCCCACCCCUGUCCGGGGACAGCCAUAGCCGCAGGGGACUGUGGCUGGUGUCCCCCUGCGGGGACAUCCACAACCCCGGGCCGCGGCACCUCGUGGGACCGCGGAGGCCGCUGCGCGCCUGCUCGCCCUGGCUUGGCGUCGGGAAGGGCCUUUCCAGCUGCUUCCAGCGCCUCCGCCCCCCCUCAGCAGCCCUCCCGGGGGCACGUUUACAUUUGCUCUCUGGCCUUAAGCUCAGUGGCUGUUUAAUUACCGUGCGUGGCUCCGGCCUCCUGUGCGGGGUGGGGCGCGGGGCCGGGAAACAAGCCCCCCACUCACCCCUGCUCUCCGGUCAUCUCCCAGCCAUCGAGGAGUACAAGCCGCAGGAUGCCACCACCAACCCCUCCCUGAUCCUGGCCGCGGCGCAGAUGCCAGCCUACGAGGCGCUGCUGGACGAGGCCAUCGCCUACGGCAAGAGGCUGGGCGGGUCACAGGAGGAACAGAUUAAAAAUGCUAUCGAUAAGCUUUUUGUGUUGUUUGGAGCAGAAAUAUUAAAGAAGAUUCCGGGCCGCGUAUCCACAGAAGUAGAUGCCAGGUUGUCCUUUGACAAGGACGCCAUGGUGACCCGGGCCAGGCGCCUCAUCGAGCUCUACCAGGAAGCCGGGAUCAGCAAGGACCGGGUCCUUAUAAAGCUGUCGUCCACCUGGGAAGGGAUUCAGGCCGGAAAGGAGCUGGAGGAGCAGCACGGGAUCCACUGCAACAUGACGCUGCUCUUCUCCUUCGCCCAGGCCGUGGCCUGCGCGGAGGCAGGGGUGACGCUCAUCUCCCCCUUCGUGGGCCGCAUCCUCGACUGGCACGUGGCCAACACAGACAAGAAGUCCUAUGAGCCCCUGGAGGACCCCGGGGUGAAGAGCGUCACCAAGAUCUACAACUACUACAAGAAGUUUGGCUACAAGACCAUCGUCAUGGGCGCCUCCUUCCGCAACACCGGCGAGAUCAAGGCGCUGGCGGGCUGCGACUUCCUCACCAUCUCGCCCAAGCUGCUGGGGGAGCUGCUCAAGGACAACAGCAAGCUGGUUCCUGUGCUGUCGGCCAAGGCGGCCCAGGCCAGCGAGCUGGAGCAGGUGCACCUGGACGAGGCCGCCUUCCGCUGGCUGCACAACGAGGACCAGAUGGCCGUGGAGAAGCUGUCGGACGGGAUCCGCAAGUUCGCGGCUGACGCCGUGAAGCUGGAGCGGGUGCUGAAGGAACGCAUGUUCAGCGCAGAGAACGGAAAAUAGCGCAGCGCCGAGGCCGGACCGCGGAUCUGGGCCGCCUGACCAGGGCAGAGCGCGUAGGCCUCGCGAUGCGUUGUGCGUGUUUUGCCGACUGGAGCCGGGAGGGAUCAUAGAGUUUAUGUGACGUGUCGCCUAACCCAUUAACGAGACCACUGCUCUUGCUCCGGUUCGAA
Suricata suricatta (meerkat) is the source of this 1883-nucleotide messenger RNA. It is a transcript of the gene TALDO1, whose product is annotated as transaldolase 1. Lineage: Eukaryota; Metazoa; Chordata; Mammalia; Carnivora; Herpestidae. Gene Ontology annotation, molecular function: transaldolase activity. The record is from RefSeq and is a predicted model, not a curated record. The transcript is spliced from 9 exons. Gene Ontology annotation, biological process: pentose-phosphate shunt, non-oxidative branch; carbohydrate metabolic process; pentose-phosphate shunt. The coding region runs from base 1 to 1713 and encodes 570 amino acids. Gene Ontology annotation, cellular component: intracellular anatomical structure; cytoplasm.